UCGGUGUUUCGAAGCACAUAUAAGAUGAAUCCCUGCUCGGGCAUUCGUCUGCUACGAUUGCACCAAAUCCAGCUUCGGAGACGAUCAACUGAAUUCCCAUAUCUUGUCGUCGUCACUUAUUAUGGUGAUCAUGAAGUCGUGGUGUCUCCUGGCGUUGGCCUCGUCCCUCGCUGACGCCACUCAGCUGAAGCGGGUCACUCAAGUACCGACUUCAAACUCCGCUGGAACUGCCUACAAGACAGAUCUAUUCCAAGGACUCAACCAGGCGAUACAAGACUCGACGCUGAACAAUUCAGAAUUGACCUACACUCGGCGGAAUGGAAAACCAUACUUCCAGCCUCUCGGUGCACAACGAGCUGGCAAGAAUGGACCUCUUCUCCUUCAAGAUGUCCACCUCCUCGAUACCCUAGCCGCGUUCAACCGAGAGAGAAUUCCCGAGCGCGUCGUCCACGCGCGAGGUGCCGGUGCUCAUGGUUUCUUCGAGGCCACCACCGACUUUGCAGCCAACCUUUCCGCAGCCGAGUUCUUCCGGAAAGGAACCCGCACGUCGGUCACCGUCCGCUUCUCGACUGUCGGCGGUGCUCGUGGCUCUGCUGAUCAAGCGAGAGACCCUCGAGGAGUCGCGAUCAAGUUCCGCACAUCCCAAGGCAUCCUCGACUGGGUAUUCAACAACACACCCGUGUUCUUUCUGCGAGAUCCUGCUAAGUUCCCGCGAUUCAUCCACACACAAAAGACGGAUCCCGCGACCAACGCACGCGACUGGAACACAUUCUGGUCCUGGCCCGCUCAAUUCCCCGAAGCUCUGCUGCAGUUUCUCCGCCUGUUUUCCGACCUCGGUACUCCGUAUGGUUUCCGCCACAUGGAUGCAUGGUCCGGACACACAUAUCGUCUGGUGAAAGAGGACGGCAGCUGGGUAUAUUGUCGGGUCUACCUGUCCACCGACCAGGGCGUCAAGAACUUCACCGACGCCGAAGCCGGCGCAAAGGCUGCUAGCAACGACGCCUGGGCAACAAAGGAGCUCUACGACGCGAUCGAGGCAGGCGACUACCCGUCCUGGACGGUCGGCAUCGCCACCAAGACCGUCGAGCAAGCGAAGAACUAUCGCUAUGACAUUCUCGACCUUACCAAGGACUGGCUCGAUGCCGAAUAUCACGAGGUUGGCCGCAUCACCCUAACCCAGAACCCCUCAAAUUAUCACGAAGAGGUUGAAUCAAGUCACUACUCGCCAGGACACACGAUUCCGGGCUGGGAGCCGUCCGCCGACCCGGUGCUCCAGAGCCGACUCUUCGCCUACAACGACGCAGGCCGGUACCGCGUCGGCGUCAACGUGGACAACGUCCCCGUCAACUGCCCCUUCACCCAAGUCGCCAACUUCGACCGGGACGGGCACCUCUCGAACCUGGGCAACCAGGGUUCGCGCCCGAACUUCCCCGCCGAAUACAUCGACCCGAUCCACGUGAUCCCCCGACCGAAGACGGAGAUCGAGGACCCGCUGGAGGGCAACACGGUCUUCUACCAGUCCGAGCUGGACCCGAACCUCGACUACGAGCAGCCGGCGCUGUUCUACAACACGACCCUGUCGCCGCACGACCGCGGGAACCUCCACGCGAACAUCGCCGGCACGUUGGUGAACGUGGAUAACAAGCAAGUCUUCGAUGCGCUCCUGGCGCAGUUUGGCAAGAUCAGCCCGGCUCUCGAGGAGGGCGUCCGAUCGGCGUAUCGGGACGCGGCCGGGAAGGCUUCCGGGGGGGAAGGACACUGAGGCGUGCUGGAAGAGAGGAUGGUACCUGGUCUAGUAAAUACUACUUCGCUCUUGUCAUCAUGACGGAGAUUGUUGGUUCG
This is a messenger RNA of Dissoconium aciculare CBS 342.82, 1842 nucleotides long. Its product is annotated as catalase-like protein. Gene Ontology annotation, molecular function: heme binding; catalase activity. The record is from RefSeq and is a predicted model, not a curated record. Gene Ontology annotation, biological process: response to hydrogen peroxide; hydrogen peroxide catabolic process. Gene Ontology annotation, cellular component: peroxisome; mitochondrion; cytoplasm. NCBI's taxonomy places the organism in Eukaryota, Fungi, Ascomycota, Dothideomycetes, Mycosphaerellales, Dissoconiaceae. Bases 122 to 1762 code for a protein of 546 amino acids. The transcript is spliced from 3 exons.